AGCUUUCACUGCAAUCUGUGGAGGCGCUGUUUCCACUGACCGGAGACUGCAACGUUACCUCCGCUGUUAGCUACCUCAGAUCUUCCCAGUUUAGAGCCUCCGGUGGAAACAAAUUAGCGAAACGGUCAGCCUGUUCAGGCUAAAACGAGGGAGGCAUCCUGGAAGGAGCCGGAGGACCGAAGAUAUGCACUCAGCACGGGUUUUAUGUGACUCCUGUGAGAUGUGAUGAGAUGGCCCAGACGGGGAAAGAGCCGAAGCAGACGAAUCGCGUCGUGCUGGUCAAAAGAAUAAUAAUGAACGAUGACAACCCGAUGCAGCAGGGAAUCGGGAAACCCAGUGUCUACCAUGCCGUGGUUGUCAUCUUCCUUGAGUUCUUUGCAUGGGGACUACUUACGACUCCAAUGCUUACAGUUUUACAUGAAACGUUCCCACAACACACGUUCCUGAUGAACGGCCUCAUUCAGGGAGUGAAGGGCCUGCUGUCUUUCAUGAGUGCUCCAUUAAUUGGUGCUUUAUCAGAUGUCUGGGGCAGGAGAUCUUUCCUGUUGGUCACAGUGUUCUUCACCUGUGCCCCAAUCCCUCUGAUGAGGCUCAGCCCUUGGUGGUACUUUGCCAUGAUUUCUGUGUCGGGGGCCUUCUCCGUUACCUUCUCCGUCAUCUUUGCAUAUGUAGCGGACGUAACAGAGGAACGGGAGAGGAGCACUGCAUAUGGCCUAGUCUCAGCCACAUUCGCAGCAAGCUUGGUAACAAGCCCUGCUAUUGGGGCUUACCUGUCAGCAAACUAUGGGGAUAAUUUGGUAGUGCUGGUGGCUACGCUCAUCGCCCUGGCUGAUAUAUGCUUCAUACUGUUGGCUGUCCCUGAGUCUCUGCCAGACAAGAUGAGGCUGAACACCUGGGGCGCCCCCAUCUCCUGGGAGCAGGCAGAUCCAUUCGCUUCUUUGAGGAAGGUGGGGAAGGACACCACUGUGCUGCUCAUCUGUAUAACAGUGUUCCUGUCCUACUUGCCCGAGGCAGGCCAGUACUCCAGCUUCUUCCUCUAUUUAAGACAGGUCAUUAACUUCUCACCCACUACAAUCGCUGUGUUCAUUGGGGUGGUGGGGAUCCUCUCUAUCUUGGCCCAGACACUGUUUCUCACUCUGCUAAUGAGGACCAUUGGGAACAAGAACACGGUUCUUUUGGGACUAGGAUUCCAGAUCCUCCAGCUCGCGUGGUAUGGCCUUGGGUCCGAACCAUGGAUGAUGUGGGCAGCUGGAGCCGUAGCUGCCAUGUCCAGCAUUACUUUCCCUGCAGUGAGUGCACUCGUAUCUCGCAGCGCUGACCCGGAUCAACAAGGGCUAGUGCAGGGAAUGAUCACGGGCAUCCGAGGCCUCUGUAAUGGCCUGGGCCCAGCACUGUACGGCUUUAUCUUCUUUCUCUUCAACGUUGAGCUGAGUGGGAUUGCACCAAUCCCGGCUGACUAUGGCAUCCCUCUUCAGACCCCCAGUGAGCAUGUGGUAGUCCCAGGCCCUCCUUUCCUGCUGGGUGCGUGCACGGUCCUGGUGGCGUUCCUUGUAGCGCUCUUCAUCCCUGAGCACCAGCCGGCGGCUGCAAAGAUGUGCCAGGAACGCAAGGGGAGCGGCAGCCUGGCUGGAGCCCACGUCAACACUCCGCUGCCGGGCAGCGACGAGGACUUUGAGCCUCUGCUGGAGGACAGCACUGUGUGACUGCAAUCCCUCUAAGCCCCUACGAGUGAAAUGAAACAAACCGGGGCACAAAAUCCCUCCCCUUAACUUCCUCUCCAGCCUCCAGAUGUAUGGAGCAGUUCCAGUGAGCCCCCAAAACCUCCUUGGAGAUUUGAUUUAUUUUUGAUUUAUUUAUUUUUUAUUUGAUUGUUUUUUUUUAUAUCAAGAAGAGGUUUAUUGCCUAAAUCUUGAGUGUUUUGAACCAAAGUUUUCCAUGAAUCAUUUUUUUACUCUAUUCCGCCACAACAUACCUAAAUAAAUUCGUAAAGGGCUUGAUGGCGAGCAGGAUCCGACGCGCUGUAGCUGAAGCAGAGUAGAAACGUGCAAUCAGGCUUCUGGAAAACCUCGGAUUGGAGUGGCUUCAGAGGACCACUGCAGUUUGCGAAUGUGUACAGAUGUGUUUUUAAGUCAGGUUUCAUGGGCAAAAGUGCAGUAAAGUGAUUCGCUUGAGCUGAGACUUCAUUGAUCUUACGGUUACUGUCAGUGGAAAUGCUCAGAACUUUCCUUUUAGGAGUUUUCUUUCAGUUAAUAGAACUCAAGUGUUCAUAUGUACAUUUAUCGUGUUUUGGAUUAAGAGCCAUGAUAUUACCAUGAUCAGUGAGAUUGCGUUGAAUCUUCAUCUUAGUUACUGGGACUUUCUGUUACCAAGCCUUAAAGCUACAUAUCCAGUGAAGAGCGACUAAGAAUUUAUUUAUUAUUUAUUAACUUGAGAAAUUUUUUGUGACAAUACAUAGAAUUUUAACGCUGAGGGGUUUGUGCAGUUUUGGACGUCAUUCUAGUCUUUCCCUCGACAUCAAUCAAGCUUCAUCGAUAGUUACAUUGUUAUUUGAACUUCACAGCAGGUCAGACACUUGGUGCUAAUAGAAUUGCUGAGCCUGACAUAGUUACUGUGAGCAGCAGGUCAGUUAAGGUCAAUAAAAGAAUCUCAAGGAUUGUUGAUGUUGACGAAGCAUUUAGGCAGAUCAGGUUUCUAUGCAGUAGUUCUGGCAUUUUUGCUUCACCUUGCAAGUCACUGUUUAUUUAACUGGUUUAUAAAGCAGAGCUGUUUAAUGAUCUUGUCUAACGCUGGGUAGUUUUCACCGUUUGGUACUUUUAUGUUCUUGCUUAGAGAGUUUUUUUUUAAUAUUGUUUUUAUACUUUUGAAGGAAAGUGAUGGUUGUGUUCAUUGAAAAUCUUUGCACACUCACCUCCAUUAAAGUGUAUCGCAAGCUACCUCAUUUUUUUGAGGUUCUGAGUCUCAAGUCUGAAUUUGCUGGUAGCCAUACUCAUUCUUUUUCAGGGAUUAAUCCCUAAAAUUGAAAAGCGUAUUGAUUUCUUUUAAGGGCACUUGCAGAUGCAUUCCAUGUGUACACGGACCUUGUUGGUACAACGCUUGCAAACCUUUUUUAUUUUCCUUUUCUUUUUGACCAAUGAUUUCCAUACAUUUGAACGUAUAAAAUAUACAUUCUUACACUUAACAUUCCCCUAUAGAGCAGUGUCUAUUUUUACAAUUGUUGAUAUUAAGUACCACAGAGGUAUUUAUUGUGUUUCGAGCACCCACGGCUCACUAUGAUACGGUACUGUGAAUGAAAGCCCUUUUUCCAUCUGGCUGUUGUAUUUCUAUUUCUAGUGUUCCAACCCAGCAUGUCACAGCCUUCUCUCACCUACGUGUCAGAGCAGCUCACGGUUGUCAUUACUAUUGGCACUGUUGCUUUUUCUCUGUUGUUCUCUCGUCGCCACCUUCAGCUGUUGAUGCCCGUCAUGCGAGACGGCAGAGUAGAACUCUCAGCGUCCCGUCUGUGAGUUUAAAGGGGAAUUUCAUCAAUUUUUUUUUCUCAACAUUUUUGCAUAAUUCAGUUGUUGAGAUGUAAACAGUCAUUCAGAGUGCUUUGAUGUGAAAUGGUGCACUGUAGAGAAACCUAUUAAUUAUUAUUUUUUUUUAACAGUGGUGGUGAUAGGAACCAGGGGUCGCAAUGUCUACAACACAAGUAUAGCCAUUUUAUUUACUAUCCAGAACAAGCUUUUAGUGGUAAAUCCAAAAAAAGUUUUCUUUGGAUAACAUUUUGCCAUACAACUUCUUCCAUGUACCUCUCUGCCGUGAAUGGUUGUUCAGAGUUCAUUUUAGGCCAAAACAUUAUCUCAAAACUGUUGUGAAACAGCAUCUCAGGCAGCGUGCUAUGUAUUCAUAAUCAUUUUAUGCAGCAUCUUCCUGUGAGGUACAGGUACCUUUAAGUGCACCAUAUUUUACGUUUUCCUUGUAUUUUAUUUUUUCCCCCUGGGGUCCACUUACAUCAUUUUUGUGGGAUUAAGAACCAAAAGUAGUUAUUAUUCAUCUCUAAGUGACCGUUUUUCAACCUCGCUUUAUCCCUUAGAAUUAAACAGGCUGUUUUUUAUAACUACCUGUGAUGUAAAUGUAACCAUGUAAAUGACCUCUGUUCUGAUUGGCUGUCCUUUAUUAUACCUCAUGCAAAAAGCAGUCCAGGCUGAGGCACUCCAGCAUGAAUGAACAGGGCUGCUGUUAUAGACUGAAUAGGUGGAUAUAGGUUAAUGGAUUGCUUUCAAAACAGGCUGUUUUUGCACAUUGGCUUCCAUAUGUGGACUGUAGUGACCAGUAUGUUUUGAGACUUGUAAGUUUACAGACCACAUCAAACUAAAAUUGGUUUUCCAUCAUAUUUGCUCUUUAAGAGGCACUAAAUGCUUCGGACGUCUGGUUCAUGUCACCACUGUGAACAAUACUGACUUCUCCACAGUGGCACAUUCCACAUCAAACCACUCAAUGACUUUUUUAAUAUUUGAAUUAUGCAGAACUUUUGAAAUCGGUGGAAUUGUGUCUUUCAGAGGAGACUGCAAACUGUGGAUGACUGACCGUCUGUAUUGGCGACAGUCGAUUCCAUGGGCAUGUAUAUAGGACCUGUAGUGCACAGCCUGUAACAGUUACUAUGAACCAUGUAACAUAAAAUGAUGGUAAUAUUAAGUAUUUUAAGAUUGUAAAGUAUUGUAUAUGUAUUGAAUAGUAUUAACGGAGUAUAUUAAAUGUUGCUAGAACCUGCUAUAUUUUUGGAACAGAUACGCUGGCCACUCAUAUCUGGAACGUUCCCAGGCUCUGACGCAGGGCUUUUGUAGGUUUGGCAGAGACGACUCAUUUCACCAGCUCUUAUCUAAUACAGCUUUUAUGGAGACUGAAACACCCCUGUUUUGGGGGGUGGGGUGGGGGGCAAUUCCAGCUGUCUGUUAAAUAUUUGUGUUACGAUCUCUGCAAUUCUCAUGUUUUCAAGAGGAUACACAAAUGUGCCUAAAAUGUAAACCAUGUUCAUUUUUUUUAAAUACCUGGAAGAGUGUAAAUACUGCGUACAUGGAACAGCUUUUAUUGCUGGCGAAAAAUGAUGUGUACAGCAACUUCUCUAUUUAUUGUAAUGUCUUUCGUGGUGGAGUCUGGUUAGUAGGCAUAAUUGUUGAAUAAAGAAGAGGUUGAGAAGAGAA
Messenger RNA from Colossoma macropomum (tambaqui), 5180 nucleotides. It is a transcript of the gene slc71a2a, whose product is annotated as major facilitator superfamily domain containing 14Ba. The transcript has 12 exons. The coding region runs from base 231 to 1703 and encodes 490 amino acids. Gene Ontology annotation, cellular component: membrane. The record is from RefSeq and is a predicted model, not a curated record. NCBI's taxonomy places the organism in Eukaryota, Metazoa, Chordata, Actinopteri, Characiformes, Serrasalmidae. Gene Ontology annotation, molecular function: transmembrane transporter activity. Gene Ontology annotation, biological process: transmembrane transport.